Messenger RNA from Macrobrachium nipponense, 2853 nucleotides. RefSeq names its product trichohyalin-like. The record is from RefSeq and is a predicted model, not a curated record. NCBI's taxonomy places the organism in Eukaryota, Metazoa, Arthropoda, Malacostraca, Decapoda, Palaemonidae. The transcript has a single exon. Bases 1 to 2853 code for a protein of 950 amino acids.
AUGCUCGUACUCGCGCUUGCCCCUUGUGAAUUAUGUUUGAAAGUAUUCGGACUGAAUCUGCUCGUAUUCGUACUCGCACUCGUCCCUUGCGAAGUGUACUAUUUGAUCGUGCAGGAAUUACUCUACAUAAUUCAAUGCCGAGGACCCACUACUGGACACUCCUUGGAAUCUCUUCACCACGCAGUCGUCGCCGAGUCUUGGAGUCCAGAGGUCGUGGAAACGCGACUGGACAGCAGAAGCAUUGAGACGCCAGCCUCUGCCGGUGCCGUCCCCUGGAUGGCUUUGAUGGCAGUGGCUCUGGCGCUGCUCUUGGCUGUUUACUGGAAGCGUAAACUCUUUGGAUGCGAUGACCUUGAUCGUGAGGAAGAGCACCUAGAAGUGCCCACUGUGGAUUUAACUCUGAAAACCGAGGAUCUGGAAUGUUCUGAGGAGGAGGAGGAGGAGGAGGAGGAGGACCUUGACAGCUCUGACGAUGAGAUCGACGAUAUGGACGUAGAUGAGGAGGAGGAGGAGGUAGAAGACUCUGACAGCUCUGAUGAUGAGAUCGACGAUGAGGAAGUAGAGGAGGAGGAGGAGGAGGAGAAAGAAAAAUUCGACAGCUAUGAUGAAAAUGAGGAGGAGGAGGAGGAGGUGGAAGAACUUUAUAACUCUGAUGAUGAUGAUAAUAACCAAGAGAAAGAGGAGGAGGAGGAGGAGGAAGAACUGGACAGUUCGGAUGAAGAUGAAAAAAUUUCUGGAACAGAAGAUCUCGAAACCACCGAGGAAGAGGAGGAGGAGGAGAAUGAACUGGAACGCCAGUUGAACGAUGCGAAGAAAGACAUCGUGAGGCUUCAGGACCAAAUUUUGGAAAAGGAUCUUCUGAUCGAAAAGAAAGCAGCUGAGGAAACCGAAAUGAAGAGAAAAAUCGAAGUUCUGAACAUCGAAAAGGAACACGUACAGUAUGAAAAGCAAGAGCUCGAAAAGGAUUGUGUACUGGCUUUAGGACUAGUCGACAUCAUGGAAAACGUGAAUGACGAAUUGAUGGCUCAAAUAACGUCUCUGGAGAAUGAACUGGAGCAGAAAGAUCACUUCUUGAUGAAGAGAGACGUUGAAGAAAGAGAACUUCGAAGCGUUUUCGAGCAAACGAUCGUUGAGAAAGACAGGGAACUGGAGAGCACUUUGGAGAAGGCAAAUGAAGAGCGCCUCAGACUCACAAUUCUAGAAAAUCAGAUUUUGGACAUGAAAGCGGCCUACUUAGAUCUCCAGCAACAACAAGAGGUCACUCAGGUGGAAAAGUCGAGGUUUGAGGAGCUGGCUACUUGCUACAAAGGCCAACUUGAAACGGUACACAAAAAUGUAUCGCAGCUUGAAGACGAAAAUUAUGAACUCGAGAAGAACCUCGCAAAUGAGACCCAGAUAAAUCUCAGCCUUCAGAAUGGGGUCCUGAUACUAAAUGACAGAGUUCAGUCACUACAAUCAGCGUUGCGCCAUAAAGAAUCUCAAUUGGUCUCAGCAACAGAAACUCUAAACACUGAAAGAGCGAAAAAUGAGAUCACUGGUGCAGAACUUGAAGUCAUGAGGAAUUGGGUAUCAGAAUUAGGAGGUGAGAAUGCCAAGAUUACAGAAGAAUUAGGAGAGGCAAUCUUGGCAAUUAAUUCCCUGAAGAAAGAGUUAGGAGAAGAACUGAAGAAGGCCGAAAUCCUGAGGAAUAAAGUCCAGGCUAUGAGGAACUGGGUAACUGAAUUAAGAGGACAAAAUAACAGGAUGAAAGAAGAUUUAGAAGAUAAGUGCCUGGACAUUACUUUACUUUCGAAAAAAUUAGGAGACGAACAGAAGCAGACCCAAAUUCUGAGGGAUGAAGUCCUGGUAAUGAGGAACUGGGUUUCCGAAUUAGGAGGAGAAAACGCCACGGUCAAGGAAGCCUUAGAAGAAGCACUCCUAGAAGUUACCUCACUCAAGAACUCUUUAGCAAACGAGGAAAGGAAUGCUCUCCAUCACAGGAGUGAAAUGGAGACCCUAUUGAAAGAAGAAAGGAAAAGAGGCGACGAGAUGGAGACAUCCCUGAGAAUUGUAAAAGUUGAGCUCCAUAGCAAGCAACAGCAGAUAGAGAAUUUCGUAAGUGCAGAACAAAAAUUGAUACAUGAGAAACAAGAACUGGAAGACAAACUAGAAGUUGCCCUCAAUCGCGGAAAUGAGCUCGAGAGAGAGAGCAGUGAAAUGAGACUGCAUUACCAGGAGAAGCUCAAGGAUAAGGACAAUGAAAAGGACAAGCUAAAAGAACGGGAGGAACAGCUGCAAAAGAACUUGGAAAGUGCCAUGUGCCAACAACAGAACUUGGAGUCUUCUUUAAAGCUUGCAGAAAGAGAUAUCUGCUCUUUGAAGAAGUCAGAAAACACAAACCUCCAAGAACUGGAACACCUUAGGGAAGAAUUUGAAAGAUUGAGAGAAAAGUGCAGGAUGCAAGACGAAACUAUAAUUAAAGAACGAAAACGCGUCAGGGAGCACCUAAGGAUGCAGGAGGAAGAGCUGAGAAAUCAUGAUAAGUACAUGUUAAUGGCACUCCUCCAUGGUACUGCUCAGAGAAACUUCUAUCUGGAACACAUUGCACUGGAAAAUAGAAAGAAAGACCUGGACAAUGAAACCCUGAAAAACAGUGAAGAAGAAAACAAGAGCCUGGACCAAGAAGAGAACCUACAACAACAGCUGCAGAAAGUAGAAGAGGAUCAGUACAGGGAGUACUGCAAUGCCCAAAGAGAGAAGAAAAACUAUGGAAAGCAGUGGGAGGUCCUCACGCAGAUGGUGGAGGAUUUAAUUGAGGGAAAUGACCAAAAAAAAACUGCUGAGGAAGCAGUAAACUCUAAACUUUCGGAUUAA